UCUAUCGACGUGCAAACUGCAUUUGGCGAGCGCCGUCACUGGGGAGGAGUCUGCUGGCGCUAUAUGUGACGGCUUCAUCGUGCGACCUUGUGCGCUAGGAUGGCGGCGGGUCGCUUACCGUCCGGUGUGCUCAGCUUUAAAGAGUUCAUGCACCGUAGAAACGUCCUGGAUUUAUACCGGAAGAUUUUAAAAGCCAUUAAUCAAAUUCCAGAUGAAGGAGAUAAGCAGUACCUUAAAAACUGGGCUAGAGAAGAAUUCAAACAGAACAAAAAUGCUACAAAUCAAGAUACAAUACGGAUGAUGCUGACCCAUGGAAAUCUACAACUGCAGGAGCUGGAGAAAAUGCUUCGAUUAGCAAAAUGAAAGAAAGAACUUUAAAAUGACUUAAAUGAAAUUUUACAUUACUCGUCGUUCUCUUCAGGCCUGUUAAAACAACCAUUUCAAAUGGCUUGUGAUCAUUCCGCUGGAUGUGGAAUUUUAUACUCUCUGGAACAUAUACUUUGCGAGACUUUGAGACAAAUAUAUGAAGAAACUAUACAAGACUAAUUUUUAGAGGUUUCACUUUGUUUGCGUUGAAAAUGGAUGUUAUUCAACAACCUUUUGAUCAGAGCCACCUACAGAUAUUUAUUAGGAAGGAAAUUUUACUAAAUUAUUCAGAGGGCUGUGUAUUAACACAUUGGUCUUUGGACUGAAUGGAAAAUUAACACUAGUAAAUGACUGCACAAAUCUGGGCUGCUGUGCUAGGUAGUAUUUACAAGCAGCAAAACAGAACGAUGUGUUUGAGGUAUACCUUCUGUGCAAAAUGCAUGGAUUCUAAAGGGAUUAUUUCUGUGCAACCUUCAUUAGGUUUCUGUUUUUAUUGUCUCUUGAACAUGAAAAGUGCAAAGUUGAAAAUAUUAUUGUACCGAGUGUUUUAAUUUUAAGUGGAUACAUUGAUUUCUCCAGCCAUGGCUUUUGUGCAUUCUGUAGCAUGUGUGUAAUUAUAUAGUCCUGCAUCUGAAUUGUCUUAUGUCUCCAGCUAAAGGGGAGCUAUGGUUUUUCAUAUUGUGAAAUCAUUACACAAAUGUAUCAGGUCCUUGUAUGUGCAAAGAAGUUCAGGACUUACUUCAGAUUUCAGGGUAAUUCAUCUUUGAAGUUUGGUUCAUAGAUGUUAAGGGCCUUGCAAAUGUCAUGAUGGUCCAGUAAGGUUUGAUCUUCACCACUUGCAAUGUGGAGGGAUAUUGUUAUCUCACACUAGUUUGUGGCUCCUGUUUUAACUUAUUUAAGAGAUGGUGCAGGUUUACAUCGGAGGUGCUUGGGUUGUUCUGGCUUUUAGAAAUAGCUUCCUUAUAGUUUUAUUUUCUAACUAACAAAGAUCGCUUUCAGAUAAUUAAAGGGAAGUUGAAAAGUGGACCACCGAUUUAUGCUGAUUCAAUAUCCAUGGACUAGAGGCUACCUAGAUACAUUGUGAGAUCACAGACGAUCAGAAUUUUAGUGAAGCUCGCCACAAGAGCUGCACUGUUGCCUCAUUUAGCUUAUCCACUCUGCUUUGUUCCUGCUCCCGUAGUAUUCCAAUUCCAUUCGCACACUCAAGUUGAGGCCUAUCCUGUGGGGCCUCCUUCCUGAUUCUGUGACCGACGAUCUUUUCCUCAGAUCAGCUAUUAAUACUAGGCUUCAUCAAGAACAGUACCCAAGUUGGCUCCAUCGAGGGAGAUGUCUUCCUUUUUCAAAGAAAGAGGCUUCCUUUCCUCCACCAUCCUCAUUUCACCAAUGUCUGUUCUUACCCCAUCCUCCUGCCAUGCUACCUUGUCCUCACCUACCACCCCACCAGCCUCCGCGUCCAGUACAUAAUUCUCCGAAACUUUCGUCACUUCAUACUGGAUCCCACUACCAAACACAUCUACCCCCCCCCAAUUCUGCUUUCCGCAGAGAUCGCUCCCUACUUGACUCCCUUGUCCAUUCGUCCCUCCCCACUGAUCUCCCUCCUGGUGAGCACCUGUCCUUGCAAGCAGAACAAGUGUUACACCUGCCCCUGCACCUCCUCCCUCACUACCAUUCAGGGCCCCAAACAGUCCUUCCAAGUGAGGCGACACUUCACCUGUGCGUCCCCUUUCUCAUGUUAUCUUCUUGCCCGCCCAUCACCUCCCUCUGGUGCUCCUUCCCUGCUUUCUUCUUUCUUCCUCUUUCCAUGGCCUUCUGUCUCUUUCACCAAUCAACUUCCUAGCUCUUUGCUUCAUCCCUCCCCCUCCAAGUUUCACCUAUUGCCUGGUGUUUCUCUCUCCCCUCCCUCCACCUUUCAAAUCUACUCUUUAGCUUUUUUUCUCCAGUACUGCUGAAGGGUUUUGACCCAAAACAUUGACUACUUUUUGUCCAUAGAUGCUGCCUGGCCUGCUGAGUUCCUCCAGCAUUUUGUGUCUGUUGCUCAGAUUUCCAGCAUCUGCAGAUUUUCUCUUGUUGGAAAAUUCCAGUCAAGCCUGCAAUAUUGGGAGAGUUGUGGCAAUGCCAGACAUCCCACCCUGCAAAAACUCAUUUCAGGGAGGUAGCACCACGGCAACCCCAUAUCACCCCUCCCUCCUCCCACAGUCAGGGUGUAUGUAAUACUUUGUUUAGUGAUUUUGUCUUAUCUGUAAACCAAGUUGGGUAUAUGCAGAAAGUGUGACAUUAAAAUAUUUACUUAUAUUAUCAUGUUUAUUCUGUUAAAACUUUAAGCAAGUCUACGAGGAGUUUGGCCUCAUCACGUAGGACAUCAAUACAGUAGCUCCUUAGCAGCCAGCCAGCUAGUUCAAAUAAUCUUAGCCAAGCUAAUGAAUGAAUAACACCUGUUAAACCCACCAUGGGCAAUAGAAAAGUCACUGUUGCAAACAAUGCAGCGAAAAACAGUGUCAUUAUUUUUGAGGUCGACUGUAAAGCCCGCCCACAGAGAAAACUGACAGGUUUACUUAGCACAAAGAGAGACCAAUCAGGAUGCUCGCUCUCGCGCUCCCUCUCCCUCUCAAAAAAAUCAAUUUCCCUGAUAUUAUAUAUAAUUUCCGGGCAUCAGGGAGCCACUAUCAAUAUGCGGGAGACUCCCGGAACUUUGGGGAGAGGUGGGAUGUCUGCAAUGCUCACAUACUUAAUCCGGUACAUUCUUAAUCAUUUGUUUUUUUCCCAUCCGAAGGUAAGUGAAGACAACUCCACUUGCAUUAUCCUCUUGUCCUGUGAGAGCAGGCUGUUGUCUUCAGUUGGAACAUGGAGAAUGUAUUCGGGUUCCUUCCUGUAAAAGUUUCAGUUAUAUACUUAUCUCCUGUACCUUUAAAUAUUAUAGUUUAUAUAUAUUUCAAAUAGUGAGGUGAGUAUUUGUUUUGCCAUUUCCAUCCUUGCACUAAAGCAGCAGAAUAAGGCGGCAAUAUUUCAUGAAUUGCUCCUUGCAGUCCAUGAACAAUUUAUUUAUUAAAGUUCAAAAAUACAUUUAUUAUUUAUGUAUACCAUGUACAACCU
Mobula hypostoma (lesser devil ray) is the source of this 3456-nucleotide messenger RNA. It is a transcript of the gene lyrm2, whose product is annotated as LYR motif containing 2. The record is from RefSeq and is a predicted model, not a curated record. Lineage: Eukaryota; Metazoa; Chordata; Chondrichthyes; Myliobatiformes; Myliobatidae. Bases 100 to 363 code for a protein of 87 amino acids. Gene Ontology annotation, cellular component: mitochondrion. The transcript has 3 exons.